Saccharomyces paradoxus is the source of this 987-nucleotide messenger RNA. It is a transcript of the gene HEM13, whose product is annotated as coproporphyrinogen oxidase. The record is from RefSeq and is a predicted model, not a curated record. Gene Ontology annotation, cellular component: cytoplasm; mitochondrial intermembrane space. Gene Ontology annotation, molecular function: coproporphyrinogen oxidase activity. Lineage: Eukaryota; Fungi; Ascomycota; Saccharomycetes; Saccharomycetales; Saccharomycetaceae. Bases 1 to 987 code for a protein of 328 amino acids. The transcript has a single exon.
AUGCCUGCCCCUCAAGAUCCAAGGAAUCUUCCAAUCAGACAACAAAUGGAAGCUCUUAUCCGUCGUAAACAAGCGGAAAUCACGCAAGGUUUGGAAUCUAUCGAUACAGUUAAGUUCCAUGCUGAUACUUGGACCCGUGGUAACGAUGGUGGUGGUGGUACUUCUAUGGUUAUUCAGAACGGUACUACUUUCGAAAAAGGUGGUGUUAAUGUGUCCGUUGUUUACGGCCAAUUGAGCCCAGCAGCCGUUUCAGCCAUGAAGGCGGAUCACAAGAACCUAAGUCUACCAGAAGACCCAAAGACUGGUUUACCAGUUACCGACGGUGUCAAAUUCUUUGCUUGUGGUUUAAGUAUGGUUAUUCACCCUGUUAACCCACACGCUCCAACCACACACUUGAACUACCGUUACUUUGAAACCUGGAACCAAGACGGAACUCCACAAACUUGGUGGUUUGGUGGUGGUGCUGAUUUGACGCCUUCCUACUUAUACGAAGAAGAUGGUCAACUAUUCCAUCAAUUGCACAAAGAUGCCUUGGAUAAGCACGACACUGCUUUGUACCCACGUUUCAAAAAAUGGUGUGAUGAGUACUUCUACAUUACCCACCGUAAGGAAACUCGUGGUAUUGGUGGUAUCUUCUUUGACGAUUAUGAUGAGCGUGAUCCACAAGAAAUAUUGAAGAUGGUUGAAGAUUGUUUCGAUGCCUUCUUACCAUCUUACUUAACCAUUGUUAAGAGAAGAAAGGAUAUGCCAUAUACAAAGGAAGAACAACAAUGGCAAGCCAUUAGACGUGGUAGAUACGUUGAAUUCAACUUAAUCUACGACAGAGGUACUCAAUUCGGUUUAAGAACCCCAGGCUCUAGAGUUGAAUCAAUUUUGAUGAGUUUACCUGAACAUGCCUCCUGGUUAUACAACCACCACCCUGCUCCUGGUUCCAGAGAAGCUAAGUUACUAGAGGUUACCACCAAACCAAGGGAGUGGGUUAAAUAG